UCUAGGAAACGGGAUUGCCUUUUCCCUUGCCCCAGCCGUAUCAAAGCAGCAUAAGAUUUGGCGAAUAUAAUCUAUUACUUCUUCAAUUACUACGUCAUAGUCUCUUCCCUUCUCAGCAUCUAUCAUUUGCUUUUCAUACACCAACUUGCAUUUCAGAUUUGAGUCUUCUUCUUUCCGAUGAGUUCCUCUAAUGCCACUCCAGAAAGAUUUUCUUCUCUCUCAAAACCUGUCAAUUCACUUCAAAGUCCUACUUCCUCCUACGAUAGCUUUAACUUCAUCCAAACAAAUAAAGAAAAGGAAGAUAUAGCGCAGAAGAAUAUCUCAGGCAGGAAAAAUAGCACUUUUGCAUACAGGAUCUGUGAACAUGUGAAACUGGGUCCAAAGCUGUCAGAAACUCUGAAGGGAAAGUUGAGCUUGGGGUCAAAGAUCAUACAAGAAGGUGGAAGAAGGAACAUUUUCAAGCGUAUUUUUGGGAUGGAAGAUGAUGAACAGCUUUUGAAAGCUUCACAGUGUUAUUUGUAUACAACGGCUGGUCCUAUUGCAGGCGUUCUCUUCAUUUCCACAGAAAAAAUUGCAUUUUGCAGCGAAAGGCCCAUGAACUUCUCUUCUUCCACAGGAGAUUUAGUCAGUGCACCUUACAAGGUUUUGAUACCAAUAGAGAAGAUAAAAGAGGCCAGUGAGAGUGAGAAUGUGAACAAGUCAGAACAGAAGUUCAUUGAGAUAGUGACUAAAGAUGGCUCUGAGUUUUGGUUUCUGGGGUUUCUGCGGUAUGAGAAAGCUUUAACAAAUCUCCAGAAAGCCAUUUCUAUGGCCAGUUAGAUCUUACCACGUAACUAAAUUCUUGAACUUUUGUCAGAGUCUCUAAUGUAUAAAUCAUGAAAUG
Messenger RNA from Neltuma alba, 883 nucleotides. RefSeq names its product putative GEM-like protein 8. The coding region runs from base 178 to 819 and encodes 213 amino acids. The record is from RefSeq and is a predicted model, not a curated record. Lineage: Eukaryota; Viridiplantae; Streptophyta; Magnoliopsida; Fabales; Fabaceae. The transcript has 4 exons.